GCUGCAGCCAAGAUGGCGCUGGCGGCGGCCGCGGCGGCCUGAGCGUCAUGCUCCGGGCUCUCGGCGGCGGCUGCGGCGGCUGUGGCUUCGGCCAGGGCCUCGGGUCUCUCCAGAGUGUGAGCGCUCCGGUGCCUCUCCCCCCGCCCCGGUGAGGCGGGACCGAGAGGAGACCGCCGCGAAGAAAGGAGGUUGUGAGGAGCGGCGAGAGAGCGGCGCCCGAGCCGGGCUGGCACCAUGGCUGGCAUCAUCAAGAAACAGAUCUUGAAGCACCUCUCCAGAUUUACCAAAAACUUAUCUCCUGACAAAAUCAAUCUAAGCACCCUUAAAGGAGAAGGUGAGCUGAAGAACCUGGAGCUGGCUGAGGAGGUGCUGCAGAACAUGCUGGACCUGCCCACCUGGCUGGCUAUCAACAAAGUGUGCUGUAACAAGGCCUCCAUCAGGAUUCCAUGGACAAAACUGAAAACACAUCCCAUCUGUUUGUCUCUAGACAAAGUCAUAAUGGAAAUGAGUACAUGUGAAGAGCCACGCGCCCCCAACGGCCCCUCUCCAAUUGCCACUGCUUCAGGCCAGAGCGAAUAUGGUUUUGCUGAAAAAGUCGUUGAGGGAAUUACUGUUUCUGUCAAUUCUAUUGUCAUCAGAAUCGGAGCGAAAGCUUUCAAUGCCUCCUUUGAACUUUCUCAGCUCCGUAUCUAUAGUGUCAACGCCAACUGGGAACAUGGAGACUUGAGGUUCACACGGAUUCAGGAUCCACAGAGAGGAGAGGUUUUAACAUUCAAAGAAAUAAAUUGGCAGAUGAUCCGAAUUGAGGCAGAUGCUACCCAAAGUUCACAUCUUGAAAUUAUGUGUGCUCCUGUCCGGUUAAUAACUAACCAGUCAAAAAUCAGAGUCACCCUUAAAAGAAGAUUAAAAGACUGCCAUGUCAUUGCCACAAAGUUAGUUCUAAUACUGGAUGACUUGUUAUGGGUUUUAACGGAUUCUCAGCUGAAGGCUAUGGUGCAGUACGCAAAGUCUCUUAGUGAAGCAAUAGAAAAAUCAACCGAACAAAGGAAGAGUAUGGCUCCCGAACCUACGCAGAGCUCUGCUGCUGCUUCAUCUGCACAGCACGCCAAGACCCCUCAGGCCCCCAGCGCUCCUGACCUGAGUGAUGCAGUCGUGAAGCUGUUCAGUGACUUGGAUGUUAAGGAAACCUCCCAUCAUCUAGUGAUUUCCCACCUGGACCUGCACAUCUGUGAUGAUGUCCAUGCCAAAGACAAAGAGUCAAAUAGGCGUAUUAGUGGAGGUGCUAUGCAGCUCUCCUUCACACAGCUGACCAUAGACUAUUAUCCUUAUCAUAAAGCAGGAGACAGUUGUAAUCACUGGAUGUAUUUUAGUGAUGCAACCAAAACAAAAAAUGGAUGGGCUAACGAGUUGUUACAUGAAUUUGAAUGCAACGUUGAAAUGCUUAAACAGGCUAUGAAGGAUCAUAAUGUAGGUUCACCUCCCAAGUCCCCAACUCAUGCCUCUCCCCAGCACACCCAAACAGAGAAAGAGCCCACUUUGAAAGGGGCUCAGAAAGCAUCCUCAGGAUUAUCUCAACCAUCGAAAGCUAAGCUCAUGUCGAGCUCUGUUGUUGUUAGACUGGCAGACUUCACUGUAUACCAGGUCUCUACAGCAGAACAGUGUCGUUCUUCUCCUAAAAGUAUGAUUUCCUGCAACAAGAAAUCCCUGUAUCUUCCACAAGAAAUGUCUGCUAUCUAUAUAGAGUUCACAGAAUAUUACUACCCAGAUGGGAAGGAUUUUCCAAUUCCGUCUCCCAACCUAUAUAGCCAGCUGAAUGCUCUACAGUUUACUGUAGAUGAAAGAAGCAUUCUAUGGUUAAACCAGUUUCUACUAGAUUUAAAACAGAGUCUUAAUCAGUUCAUGGCUGUGUACAAGUUGAAUGACAAUUCAAAAUCUGAUGAACACGUUGAUAUUCGAGUUGAUGGCUUAAUGCUAAAGUUUGUCAUUCCUUCUGAAGUGAAACCAGGCUGCCAUGCCGACCAGCCUCACACGGUGUCUGUUCAGAGCUCUGAAAUGAUUGCCACCAACACUAGGCACUGUCCAAACUGCCGGCACUCGGACCUAGAAGCUUUGUUCCAAGACUUUAAAGAUUGUGACUUCUUCAGCAAAAGUUAUACUCGAUUCCCCAAGUCCUGUGACAGUUUUAAUCUUCUACACCCGAUCUUCCAGAGACACGCCCAUGAGCAAGAUACCAAAAUGCAUGAAGUCUAUAAAGGGAACAGCAUUCCCAGGUUGAAUAAGAACACUCUGAAAACGUCUGCUGCCACUGAUGUGUGGGCGGUGUACUUUUCCCAGUUUUGGGUAGACUAUGAAGGGAUGAAAAGUGGAAAGGGACGACCAAUAAGCUUUGUCGACUCUUUCCCUCUGUCUAUCUGGAUUUGCCAGCCCACAAGGUAUGCACGGUUACAGAAAGAGCUCCAGACGUGUGGUCAAGUGUCCCUUAAUACCUCACAGAGUGAAUCCAGUGAUCUGGCCGGCCGAAUGAAGCGGAAGAAACUCUUGAAGGAGUAUUACAGUACAGAGUCUGAGCCCUUGACAAACGGUGGUCAGAGACCUGCAUCGGAAAUGUUGAUGACGUUUGCCUCCUCGUCUUCAGACGCGGAUGUUCAUGUCCUGGUCCGUGUUCAUAAGCAUGUCAGCAUGCAGAUCAAUCACUACCAGUAUCUGCUGCUGCUUUUCAUACACGAGUCGCUGGUUCUGCUUUCCGACACCUUACGGAAGGAUGUAGAAGCCGUGACUGGCAGCCCUGCUACCCAGACUUCCGUUUGCAUUGGAAUUUUACUUCGGAGCGCGGAGCUCGCUCUGCUGCUGCAUCCCGUAGACCGUGAGAGCACUCUGCGCUCUCCUGCUUCUGAAAGCAUGAGCCCGCUGCUUCCUGACUGCCUGCCCUCAGAAAACGGGGGGGUUUUGUCUUCAAAGCGGAAACAAAGUGGUAGUGGUGUACAUCGAAUUAGAAAUGCUACUCUCAAUCAUAUGUCAGACAACAGGUCGAUGAGUGUCGACCUUAGCCAUGCCCCUGUAAAGGAUCCUUUGCUUUUUAAAUCAGCCAGCGACACAAAUCUGCAAAAAGGCACUUCUUUUCUAGACUGUUUAUCAGACAAACAUUUAGGGAAAAUAAGUGAAGACGAAAGUAGUGGACUUGUUUACAAGAGUGGCCCAGGAGAAAUGAUGCCAGAAGUCCAUCACAGGGAAGGUUUGUCUUUCAUAGACACAGGUAGUGACUUAAACUCCAGAGAUGACUCAAAUAUGCUUUCACUGGCCGACCACGGCAGUCAGAGCACACCUGCAAAUGCCGGAGCGGGUAAGGGAAACGAAACCAUCCAGUCCAUCUUCAGAGCUGAAGAUCUCCUUCCCGAAGCAGCUUCACUCUCUGAGAGCCUGGACAGUAGUAAGGAAGAUGGCCCCACAGCAAGAGCGCUUAAACCCCAGGCCUCUCUCAGUGCUAACCCUAAGGAACACUGCCCACCCACCCCAGCUCCACUCUCUGUGUCCUAUAAAAGCAUGAGAAGGAGCGCCUCCCAGAUCUCCCUGGACGCCAUUUCACUGGACAGUGUGGGAUUGGAGGAGCAGCUGGAGAGUGAUGGCAGCGACAGCCAUGUGUUGCUGGGCAGAGUGAUUAAAAGGAACUCAAAUGCGAGUUGCCAGAGCCCAGCAGAGAGUGUGAGCGCCGGUGCAAAUACACAGCACUGUGGGGAAGCCUCUCCAGAUGCUGUCAGUACUAACUCGGAGGGUGCUCAGGAGGCCCGCCAUGAUCUGAUGUCAGUUGUGGUGUUUAAAAUCACUGGUAUUAAUGGGGAAAUUGACAUCCGUGGAGAAGAUACAGAAAUCUGUCUUCAAGUGAACCAGGUGACACCAAAUCAAUUAGGCAACGUCAGUCUGCGGCAUUACCUUGGUAAUCGUCCAAUUGGUUCUGACCAGAAAGCUGUAAUUCCUCCCAAAUCCUCUCCUGAGAUUUCUCUGAGGUUUGAAAGUGGGCCUGGUGCUGUAGUACACUCUUUGCUUGCAGAAAAAAAUGGAUUUCUCCAAUGCCACAUAGAGAAUUUUAGUACCGAGUUUCUGACGUCUUCCCUUUUGAACAUUCAACACUUUUUGGAUGACGAAACUGUUGCAACAGUAAUGCCAAUGAAGAUACAGGUCUCUAAUACAAAGAUAAAUUUGAAAGAUGACAGUCCCCGGGGUAGCACAGUGUCCCUCCAGCCAAGCCCUGUGACGGUGCAUAUCGAUCACCUUGUGGUGGAGAGGGAUGAUGACGGCUCCUUCCACAUCAGAGAUUCUCACAUGUUUAACCCUGGGACCGAUUUCAAAGAUGAUGCCAACAGUGACACCGUGGUGCCGACCAGGGGGACGAGUGGUGUGAGGAAGCGACACAGUGUCACUCAGGCCACCCAGACAAGCCCAGAGGGUCCCUCGCCUUCUCAGGCAGCUAGCUCUCCCCAGUGCUCGUUUGGCUUGACAAGGGAACAGCUCAUGAAGGAAAAUGAGUGUCUUAAGCAGGAGCUGGCUCGAGCCAAAACAGCGCUUGCGGAGGCUCACUCGGCCAGAGACGAGCUUCUCCACCACAUGAGGAGCAUGGCCCUUGAGUGACCACAGUGGCCACGAGAACGCGGACGGCAGCUCUGGAGGAGGAAGGCUGUGUUCAGAACAUGGGUGUAACCACUUAGCAGGAGAUUUUUCUUUACAAGAAAUAAAGCAAAUCGGUGUAUGGUGAAGCAAUGACUGUUCCAAACCCUGCUUAGAAAACAUUGGGUGCAAGCGGUACAAUCAGCUGGCAUGGCCCAGUGAGGGCAGCGCACACUGUAUCACACACAGGUCCAUGCCUCGAGAAAAGCUGUCAGUUUUUCAUUUCAGUGUCUCGUAAGCAUUUUCAGAAGAAAAGAGAAGAUCUGUUGUGCUCAUGCAGAUUGCUGCAUUUAUUUCUCUCUGUUAAUAAUUUACUGUUAUUUACAAACAAAUCGAUGCUUUCAGGGCUAAUGUAAAAGAAAAGUAGGCUUACAUUUUAAAUGUUAUUAAAAUUAUGUACUUAAUCUAUAAUUAUUUAAUUGCUGUAAAAAGCCCAAUCAGAUUAAUAAAUUAUAUAAUUACUAAGUUUACAAACUGAAAACUCUUGACCCCACUGAGCUUAUAAAGUAACUUGAAAAUGUGAAAAGAAAGGCACCUUAAAUUAUGAAUAAGGUUUCAAUAAGGUACAAAUGUAAAAAUAUAAGCACAAAUAUUAGAGUAUAUGGCCAAGUGACUUAAAAGCAUUACUUGUACAUUCCAUUAAAUAUUUAUCAUUAGAAGUAAAAACACAAUUUACCUUACUAUAUUUGGCAGUAUUUGUAACUAUAAAAAUUUUAAUUAAUACUAUUUUAAUAUUUCUUUAUCUUUCCUCUUUAAGGAGAAUGUUUUCAGAGAAUUUGUUUUUCACACACAGAAAACAAUUUCAUACCAUUCCUGUAGUGUCAUAUUAUACAUGUGUUUGCUCAUAUGAAUAUAUAAAGCUAGUUUUGAUUAAAAUUCUGUGAUGUGUGUCUGGGUGUGUUUAUAUGUGUACACACACACAUACACACAUACAGUCUUCUAUAAGAGUCAUUGGUAAAUUUUGAAUUCUAUUUUCUAUGGGUAAAGGUUGAAAACAACAUGAGAGAAUCUUAAUUAUGAAAUAAAGUACAUGAGUAUUUUAAGAAACAGGUUUUGAAGACAGUAUAUUUCUGAUAGAAUUAAAGUAAGUGGUGUCUAUUUUAAACUUCCCAUUCCUAAGUAUAAAUAUAUCCAGUUAGGCCAUGAGACAGCUGGACUGUUCCUUCCUUCAGGUACUUGGACACCCUGGUCCUUGUUGUGACACUCAUGGUGCUUUGCUUGUGGCACAACUCACAGCCAUCCCUGGGUCUGAGGACUUGUCAGAAA
This is a messenger RNA of Acomys russatus (golden spiny mouse), 5925 nucleotides long. It is a transcript of the gene Bltp3b, whose product is annotated as bridge-like lipid transfer protein family member 3B. The record is from RefSeq and is a predicted model, not a curated record. Bases 235 to 4623 code for a protein of 1462 amino acids. The transcript is spliced from 21 exons. NCBI's taxonomy places the organism in Eukaryota, Metazoa, Chordata, Mammalia, Rodentia, Muridae.